This is a messenger RNA of Pomacea canaliculata, 1451 nucleotides long. RefSeq names its product transcription factor A, mitochondrial-like. NCBI's taxonomy places the organism in Eukaryota, Metazoa, Mollusca, Gastropoda, Architaenioglossa, Ampullariidae. The transcript is spliced from 7 exons. The coding region runs from base 484 to 1203 and encodes 239 amino acids. The record is from RefSeq and is a predicted model, not a curated record.
UGGGUGAUAGUCAACAAUUCCGAUACUUUCUCAUGUCUGUGUCGGAUUAGUCUAUAUGUAUAUGACACUUUUUGUCGAGAACAAUUAAAUAUAAAUUGCUUCGAAGGUUUUCGUUUCAGAGAGGGGGCACCAAGGCGUUCACCUACCGAAUUCAUUGUGUAAAGUAAAGCUGUUUGAAUCCGCUCACAAUAUCACUUUAAAAUCAGCCUUUUCUUUGAAGGGAGCCAACCUCCGAUGGAUGUUCCCUAACGACCCUAGCAGAUACGCCAGCCGUGUUACGGACUGCUGAUUUCUAAUGCUGUUGUACUUCAUAAAUUUCAAAUUAACCUAGGCCGAAUGAAAGAAAAUGAAAACAAGUACACAUCACAUUUUGGCAGACAGGUCGUACUUUCCAGGACAUUGUGACACCCGUUCGCAGCGCUGGCUGUACUCUUGGGACCAGCUGACCGUUUUUCAACACGACUACUUUCAUUUCAAGUUUGAAUGAAAACCCAAAGGAGUAAUUGCUGUGCAGAAGAGGAUGCCACGGGACCAAUGCAAGAUGCACGAUGCUUCAUCAGCAUGUCUCAGUCUAUCCAAAGCCCUGAUGCGCCAAAGAGACCACCUGGGGCAUUUGGAAAGUUUGUAAAGGAGAAAUGUUCAGAAAUUCAAAAGAAUAACCCAGGUUCCAAUGGGCCUGAAAUAACCAAGAUUGCAAGUCAGCUGUGGCGUGAGCUAGGCCAAGAGGAGAAAAGUGUACGCAAGUUACUUGCACAAAAAGAAUAUGAAGACUACAAGCAGAAGUAUUUGAUGUUUUUGGAUGGACUCAGUGAACAAGAGAAGAAAGUUAACCUUUAUCACAAAUUUGUAAAAGAGGCACCAGUUAAGAAAAAGGAAAUCAAAGUGUUGCACGGACUGGGAAAGCCAAAGAUGCCACUAACGUCAUAUGCACUGUUUUUGAAAGCUUCUAAGCCUAAACGGGGGAAUAAGUCUAUGGCGCAAUAUAUUAAAGACCUUGCGAACGACUGGCAUAAUAUUACCAAAGAAGAGAAAGAGAUAUAUGAGAAAGAUGCCAGGGUAAGAAAAGAAAAGUACAUGAAAGAAUUAGAAGAGUGGGAGGAGAAAAUGAAAGCAACUGGAUUUCAAGAUUUUAUCCGUGAAUCAUCUCGAAAUAAACCCCAAAUAACUUCUGUUUCGAAUGUGCCAAAGAAAUCAUCCUUAUGAGGCAAAAAAGCCAAAAGACAAUCUCGAUAUCACCAGAAUCCAGAAGGAAGAUGUGAAAAAGUCACUUACAUCAGGAAAAUCACAAACAUAUUCUUGAAAUGUUUUGGUGUUUGUUUUAUGUAUGUCACAUUCUCUUUAUGUAGACUUCUUCAACGGGGAAGUUAUUACUUAAAAAUGCACUUGAAGUGAAAGAAUUUGGGUAAUUUUAUAAACAAAAUAAGCAAUAAAGUAUCUUUUGAUAAAUUAAA